CGCACAGCCACUUCAGUGACCCUCUUUAGCGCCGGCCCUCAGGGAGGGAGUUGACCAGAUGUUCGACGAAUAUGUAGAACAUUCUACCAACGCCGGAUCGUUCUUCCCCCCGGCUCGUUCACUUCCACACCUUCAGUACGAGGGUUUUGAACCUGCUGGAGACCAGGACGAAUUGGCUUUUGAGGCUGGUGGUGCUUAUGGGUUGAAUGCUUAUGCUUCCCAAAAUCUAUACCCUAUAUUCGCUCUCGAGACUGUGCAGCACACAUUCCCCAGUGCACUAGUUUCGAUGACAGUUUCUUCAAAAAUUAUUACGAUGGCGUUCAAAACUAACAGUUUGCAACAAAUCGACCUCGACAGGGCGGAGGAUAUUCGUAACAUUACCCUCGAAGUCAAGAAAGGCAGGGGGACAGCGGAGCUGAGCAUCUCAAAAAUAUUCUGUGAUCCAACGGGACGGCACGUAAUAAUUGGCACAGCUCAAGGAGAAAACUAUUAUCUGUUUGAAGGAUGGUCGAAGGCACGACUGCUUCCAAAGUGCAAGCUAGUCAUAGAGUCCGUGGCCUGGAAUCCUGCCCCCCCAUCCAAGUCCUCUGUCUCUGCGCAUCCGCGGACCUCCGCUCGGGAGAUUCUUCUCGGCGGACGCAAUGGCACCAUUUAUGAGAUGCACCUAGACGCACAAGAAGAUAUUUUCAAGACCCCAGAUAGAUAUGUGUCGCCACUCUACACUUUCACCGAGCGGCAUCCUAUAACAGGAUUACACGCAGAGUAUAUGUCCUCUGGUGCUGGCGGAGCAUCGGGCGACAGCAAGCGGCUGGUCGUGCUCGCUACAUCUGCUACACGGAUCUAUCAGUUCAUCGGGAUAAUUGAGAGGAAGCCGGAAGAAAUAGGGAAGCUUUAUGACCCAGUGUUCGCAACCUAUCGGGACGUUGCACCUAAAUUUCUCGAACUCCAAGGAAAUAAUCAACACUCUGAGCUUCAUGUAGUCCCGAAGUCAAGAAGCGUUCGCACGAUGGCUUGGAUGACAGGACAGGGGAUCUACUAUGGCAUGUUAAAUCUCUCCGCACCAUCAACCUCCGACAUUAUCGAGUCCGCCACCCUCCUUCCGUAUCCCUACUCGGCCCCAUCAUCACCCACUACGCCCCCUUCCUCACCAAAACUGUCCCAGAACCCGAUGCCGCUGUCGAUGCUUAUAACAGACUACCACUUCCUACUGUUAUACCCUGAUCGUGUGUGUGCUGUUAGCAAUCUAGGAGGAGUGGAGAGGCUUGUAUAUGAAGAGUUCCUUGCACUGAAACCUUCAGAGAAACCACUUUACCUUGCCUCUGACACCAAGAGCAAAACGUAUUGGGUGUACAGCAAUUCAUCUAUGUUCGAGGUUAUUGUCAACGAUGAGGACAGAGAUGUUUGGAAGAUUUAUCUUGAGCGCGAGGAUCAUGAAAAGGCAUUGAAAUACGCUAAGACCGCGUCACAACGAUCCGUUGUUAACGCAUCCCUUGGUGACCAAUAUUUCAAGUCGCAAAACUAUAUCAAAGCGGCUCAGUGCUAUGCCCAGAGCAGUCGUGGGUUCGAAGAAGUAUCGCUCAGCUUCAAUGAUAUUGGAGAAAGCGAUGCGCUGCGUUACUUUCUCGUCAAAAGGCUUGAAACCAUGCCGAAGAGCAUGCUGAUACAACGGACCAUGCUGGCAUCAUGGCUGGUUGAGUUUUACCUCGGAAAACUGAAUACCCUCGACGAUCUUGUUGCGGCAGAGAGCACUUCACAGGAUGUUGACAAUUUGAAAGCCGAAAGGGAUGAAAUCACCGAGGAACUCCAUCAGUUCUUGGUCACAUACAAAGCUAGUUUGCAUAAGAAAACCACAUACGAGCUCAUACAAAGUCAUGGGCGAACCGACAUUUUCCUCCAUUACGCCAUGACUGUCGGUGAUUAUGAAAAGGUUGUAGAGACGUAUGUCAUGGACGAGGAGUGGCUCAAAGCUGUCGACGUGCUCAACAGACAGUCAGACUUGAAUUUAUUUUAUCGGUUCUCUCCAGUUCUCAUGCGACAUGCCCCUAAGGAGACAGUCGAAUCUUGGCUAAGACGAACUACUCUGGACCCUCAUCGUCUCAUUCCUGCGUUGCUGCAAACCCAGCACCUUCCACCUUCACCUCUGUCACCAAACUACGCUGUCCACUACCUCAACCGUGUAAUUUUUGAUUUAGGGUCAACAUCUCCGAUGAUCCACAACCUCCUGCUUACGUUCCUUGCCUCUAAUUCGUCAUCACAACCCGCCUCGUCUCCAACAGUAUCAUCUAGCAAGCUUCCUAAUGGCACUACAACCCCGGAUGUCCGUCCAGGUGUGAAACUCGGUUCCGAGUCAUCGGUCGAUCGUCCUUUGCUCCGCUUUCUCUCCACGGCACCUAAGAACCCCAUCACGUCUCGGCCAUACUAUGACCUUGAUUAUGCCUUGCGCCUUUGCAAGCGCAACAAUCGACUUUCUGCUUGCGUACACAUCUAUGCUCAGAUGGAGAUGUGGGAAGAUAGCGUCGAGUUAGCCCUACAGAUAGGAGAUGUUGAGCUCGCCAAGACGUACGCAGACAAACCAGAAGGUGAUGAAAUCCUCCAAAAAAAGUUGUGGCUGAUGACAGCAAAGUACGUCGUCCAAGACAAGAAGGACAUUAAGUCUGCAAUGCAAUUCCUUGAAAGUACAAAUGUACUCAAGGUUGAGGACAUAUUACCGUUCUUCCCUGACUUCGUCGUCAUCGAUGAUUUCAAGGAUGAAGUUUGCAAUGCUUUGGAAGGAUACAGUGCUCGCAUUGAAGAACUCAAGAACGAGAUGAACGACGCAACAAAGACAGCAGAAGCGAUCAAACGAGACAUGGCCGAACUCAAGAAACGUCUUCUUACUGUCGAACAGAAUGACAAAUGCGCUUCAUGCGAGCUGCCACUCUUGACGAGAGAAUUUUAUGUCUUUCCAUGUCAGCAUACCUUCCAUGCUAAUUGCUUGAUCGGACAGGUCAAGGAGUAUCUCCCAACCCCCACUCUACGGCGAAUCGUCCUGCUUCAGGAUGAGUUGAUGAAGUUGACCGGGAAACUUAUCGAAAAGCCCCGUCACCGCCAAAAGGCACCCUCCAUGCCUGGAAUGAUUGAAGUUCCGGGUCAUCAGCGCCAGGAAUCGCAUUCAAGUGCCACCCAACCGGUUGAGAAUGGACCUGGAGGAUUAUUGUCUUCAAACUUCAAUCGCGCUGUCGUCGCCCCGGCUGUGGCAGGGCGGAAUGCGUUCGUUGCUGCUGGCGCAGGAUUACGGGAUCUGGUUAUCCCUGAAUCACUGGCAAGUGCGAUAGCGAGCAACAUUAACUUGGGGAUUCCUAACGUAUGGGGCGGGAACGGAGGAGGGGAAUUAAAGAAUGGUAUGACGACGCAACAACUUCAGGAGAGAGCUACCAAGUUGAAGGAGGAACUGGAUGAGCUGUUGGCUGCCGCUUGUCCAUUAUGCGAGUCUGUCGUUGCAGGACUGGAUAAACCGUUUGUUCUACCCGAAGAGCGGGAUCGUUCUUGGGAUCUUUAGCUAUCGUUAUGCUGUUGACAUUAUUUGUUGGAAUCAAAAGUCAAUUUUCGGCG
Cantharellus anzutake is the source of this 3591-nucleotide messenger RNA. Its product is annotated as Pep3/Vps18/deep orange family-domain-containing protein. Gene Ontology annotation, molecular function: protein-macromolecule adaptor activity. The transcript has 12 exons. NCBI's taxonomy places the organism in Eukaryota, Fungi, Basidiomycota, Agaricomycetes, Cantharellales, Hydnaceae. Bases 59 to 3538 code for a protein of 1159 amino acids. The record is from RefSeq and is a predicted model, not a curated record. Gene Ontology annotation, biological process: vacuole organization; organelle fusion; endosome organization. Gene Ontology annotation, cellular component: endosome; HOPS complex.